AUGCACGUAUCGCAUCUUGGACUCUCUGUUUCCGACAAGCCAUCUUCGACGUCGUUCUACCUCGCAGCUCUCCAACCGCUCGGCUACCGAUUCAUUGGACGUCAAGGCGAUUCUAUAGGACUAGGGAUUGAAGACGCAGACCUGUUCCUCACCCAGGCCGAAAAAGGUACAAAGGUAUCUCCUACACACAUCGCAUUCACGGCACACAGCCAACUUGCAGUGCGGAACUGUUAUGCUGCGGCAUUAAAUGCGGGUGGGUGGCCGAGUGGCGCUCCGGGCAAGCGCAACGAUGAAUGCUCCUGCUUCAACGCUGCGGUGACAGACCCCGAUGGACACACCAUAGAAUUCAUCUUUCGCGAAACUCCCGACGGCGAGGCAUGCCAUAGCGCCGCACCGCCUUCCGAGUACACCUACGCAGGUGCAGGAACGGAGAGUAUCGCACGAAGCAGGUACCAGGACGACGACCGAUCGAUAGCCUCGAAGGCUUCGCGUGCAAAGUCACGAGCUCAGACCGCGCUGGACCUAGCAUCUGCUACUUCGAAAUCGACGAGGCAGUCCAUAACGUCGGCUCCCGCGCCCGGUCUUACACGCUCUCGGACCGAGCCCCUCUCUACUGAUGGCAGCAGAAAGCUCGUGGGCACCUUGCUGGGCGCCGCAGCUGGGGCCGCAAUAGCGUAUGUGGCGCAGCAGGCCGAGAGAGACAGCGCUCGUCAGGAAUCAGAAUAUGCUCGGUCAAGGCUGUCCUCCGCCAGGUUGGCUCGCACGAGAAGCAACUACGAAAGACCAGCCGCAUCCAGAGUCUCCAGUUCACGAUCGAAGAUCACGGGUCGAGAAAGAAUGGCGAUCGAACCGCGGAGCUACUCCGACGACGACUUUCCGGAUGUGAUGAGUCGCUACACGUCCUCACGACGUCCGGAACCGCAGCGUAGCAGGACUUAUGACGCUAUUGAGUACAGUCCACGAACAGCUUCUUCGACGAGGUCAGCACGAAGCGAGCGACACCGUCCGCAACGCUCGACCACUUUACCCGCAGACCUGCCAGACAACUUUUUCCAAGCGCCCAAGCUCAUCGCAGGUUCCCGGUACUCUUCAAGACGGGGGAGCAUGCCCGACGAGGGACUCAAGCGACACGACAGCGCAGUGAGCGUGCAGUCUUCCCGCUCCCGUCGCUCAGCCGACGGCAGCAGACGAUCGUCGGCUAGUCAGGCCAGCACCGUCAAACCGUCGAGAAGAGGCUCGACAUAUGGGAGUGCAGCCGAAUACCCUCUGCCGUCUUCAAAGGCAUCAUCUUCUAUGUCUUCAGCACUCAAAAGACCCCUGCCAGCCUCCCGAGCCUCGUCCUACGCCACAGGCCUCACAGCCGCGAACAUCUCCCUCCCACCAUCCCGCUACUCCGACCUCGCCGAAGAAUCCGACGGCAUGGACGACACGAAAACCAUCGUCCCCGAAGACAGCAUCUCCUGCAUCGACUUCUCCACCAAGUCCAAGUCGAAGCACGGUCGGAGUACCGGACGAGGCUCUUCGCGACACAGCAGCUCGAAGCGCUCGGAGGCGGAUAGCGAUCGCACCGUCAGACCUGCGAAGACGGGCGGCAGUAGGCACAGCGCGCAGACGCUUCCGACGCGGUUGAAGGAGGAUUAUUCGAGGAGUGGUAGGGAGGGGAAAUGGAGUACGAGGAGCCACAAUUGA
Molecule: messenger RNA, 1689 nt
Organism: Saxophila tyrrhenica
Lineage: Eukaryota; Fungi; Ascomycota; Dothideomycetes; Mycosphaerellales; Extremaceae
Exons: 2
Coding region: 1-1689 (562 amino acids)
Source: RefSeq, a predicted model, not a curated record